AUGUCAGAGAACAAGAGUCUUACUUUGAUAAACGGAUUGAGGCCUUUUAAAAGUAAAUGGCGUCUACAAGUGAAAGUUAUUCGCUCAUGGAAACAAACCCCUCCCUAUGCCGAUGAAACACUAGAAUUCGUGUUAGCUGAUCAGACUGGUGUUAAAAUCCAUGCAACAUGUCCGCGAGCACACAUGUUUCGGACCCAACGUAACCUUCCGUUGGGAGAGUGGCGUGUGAUUGAAAACUUUAAGAUAUCCGGAGUGGGUAAAGGAAAAUAUCGACCAACAAGUCAUCAAUAUAAGAUGACUAUCACCAGUGAAACGGUUUUCACCGGAUCCGACCACCAAGAUGAUAACCCUUUCUUGACUUUAGCCAAUUACGAAAACAUUUUAAACGGAAAGGAAAAUUCAAACGUUCUCAUUGACAUACUUGGCCAUCCCUAUGACGUGGGUGCAGUCCAAAUCGUUCAAGUGAACCAUGAGGACCGAAAGCGAAUUCAGUUUCGUAUGAGAGACAUCAGCGGUAACAAUUUGGCAUGUUGUCUUUGGGGAUCCUAUGCUGAGCAAAUCGAAAACAGUGUCCAAGAAUUGGAUCCGUCAAACACUGUUUGGUUGUUAAGAUUUGCCAAAAUCGGCGAGUUUCUAGGUGAAAUUCAAAUUACCAAUGCAUUUGAUGCAUCGUUGUUGGACCUGAACCCAACAAUGGCUGAGGCUGUCGAUUUCAAAAGAAGGAUAGAAGAAAAUUCUAUUGCUCUUCCUAUUACUGACAAGAAGCAUGACAAAAGAGAAAUCAUACCACAUGCCGAUGAUUGGGAUGAUGUUGGGAUUUCAAUGAUCUCCGAAAUCUCUGAAAUCUCUGAGCUCGACCAGACCAAGAUCGUAUGUUCAGUUAAGGCGAUCGAUACAGACUGGGCUUGGUACUAUUUUGGAUGUACCAGAUGCAAACAUGGUGUUACAAGGCUCUCCGGAAAGGGUAGUAAAAGUGACAAACCCUUAUUCCGUUGCCCAGGGAAGUGUCGUGCCAAUGUUUCCAAUGUUGAACCAAGAUUCAAACUCCAUUUGAUUGUUGAGGAUGAUACUGGAACAUGUAAGCUUCUGUUGCUUAAUUCUGUUGCUAAAUCCAUCGUUGGGUCAGAAGCUGUUGAUCUAUGGGAUGGUUCUUAUGAGGAGAUUGAAGAUCCAGAGAUAUUACCACAACCUAUUCGAGAUUUAGUUGGAAAAUCUUUCUGUUUUGGAAUAACUACUUCAUCAGAUGGAGCAGAUAUCUUCAAGGUUACACAGGUCUGGUCAGGUGAUAUCAUUGAGAAAAUUGAAUCUCAAUCCGAGCCGCUGACUCAGAUUGAAGGUGGUUCAUCCUGUUUGUCAUCUGGAGGGGUUUUGUUGAUCAAAGAAAACACUGAACCAUCAUCGGAUUGUUCAACUCCUCUCUCUAAAAGAAAAGAAAAUGAUGCAGAUCUACCAGACCUGACUUCUACUUCAAAGAAGAUUUGCCUAAACCAAAUCAAGCUGGAGAAGACUAAGACGGAUUAG
Molecule: messenger RNA, 1521 nt
Organism: Brassica napus (rape)
Lineage: Eukaryota; Viridiplantae; Streptophyta; Magnoliopsida; Brassicales; Brassicaceae
Product: replication protein A 70 kDa DNA-binding subunit C-like
Exons: 10
Coding region: 1-1521 (506 amino acids)
Source: RefSeq, a predicted model, not a curated record